Messenger RNA from Polistes dominula (European paper wasp), 816 nucleotides. RefSeq lists its product as uncharacterized. The record is from RefSeq and is a predicted model, not a curated record. NCBI's taxonomy places the organism in Eukaryota, Metazoa, Arthropoda, Insecta, Hymenoptera, Vespidae.
AUGACCAUCAAGGCUGUACACAUCGAACUAGUCAGCGAUCUGACUACAGAUGCCUUUUUAGCCGCUUUCAGGCGUUUUGUGAGUCGAAGAGCUGUUCCAACUCACAUUUAUUCGGAUAACGGAACAAACUUCGUCGGGGCUAAUAACCAGUUAAGGGAAUUAUACGACUUGAUUGAAUCGGACGAAUAUAAAACAAAGGUCCAUAAUUUCGCAGUAGAUCAUAGAAUAUCAUGGCAUUUUAAUCCUCCUUUAUCACCUCAUUUCGGAGGUUUGUGGGAAGCGGCCGUCAAAUCUUUCAAACACCAUUUUAAACGGGUUGUCGGCGAACUUUUCUUCACAUACGAAGAAUUAACUACAUUCGCGAUCGAAAUCGAAGCAAUUUUAAAUUCACGCCCGUUAUGUCCUAUCUCAUCAGAUCCGAAUGACGUGACAGCUCUAACACCUGCACAUUUUUUAGUUGGAAGACCUAUUACGACAUUGCCAGAGGAAGAUUAUGCUAAGACACCAGCCAAUCGAUUGUCUUCGUGGAAACACAUCACGAAGGUGCGACAAGAUUUCUGGCGACGAUGGCACAUUGAAUAUCUACGAGAAUUGCAGAAACGUCAUAAAUGGAUACAACCCCAGCAAAAGAUUGAAAAGAACACCAUCGUUAUUCUCAUCGACAAGAAUCAACCUUGCAUGAGAUGGCCGUUAGGCCGGAUCGUGAACAUACACCCAGGACAAGAUGAUAUAGUACGAGUGGUCACCGUGAAGACGGUUCACGGUGUUGUCAAGCGAAAUGCGACAACUAUUUGUCCAUUGUUAAACAAUCAUUAA